CUGCAGGGGCGGGGCCGCGUGCCCUGAGGGGGGCGGGCGCGACGCUCAGUUAGUCAGUCUUUCGCCUCAAGUUGCCCGGGCAGGAGGAGAGCGAGGCGGGGACGGGCGGCCAUGGAGAAGCCCCGGCGGCCGGUAGUAGUGACGGGAUUCGGCCCAUUCGGAGAGCAUUCGGUGAACGCCAGCUGGAUAGCCGUUCAGGAGCUGGAGAAACUGGGCCUGGGGGACGACGUGGAUCUCUACGUCUACGAAAUCCCCGUGGAGUACCAGGCGGUGCAGAGGCUGAUUCCUGCUCUGUGGAAGAAACACAGCCCUCAACUGGUGGUUCACGUUGGCUUGUCCGGCAUGGCCACGACCGUGACGCUGGAAAAAUGCGGCCACAACGUGGGCUACCGGGGCCUGGACAACUGCCGCUUCUGCCCGGGCUCGCACUGCUGCGUAGAAGGAGGCCCCGAAUGCAUCGACUCGGUCAUUGACAUGGAUCAGGUGUGCAAGAGGGUCUCUGAUCUGGACUUGGAUGUCCUUGUGACGAUAUCAAAGGACGCCGGCAGGUACCUUUGUGACUUCACGUACUACACUUCCUUGUAUCAGAGCCACGGCCGGUCGGCCUUUGUCCACGUGCCUCCUCUGGGGAAACCGUACACCGCGGAGCAGCUGGGCCGGGCUCUCCAAGCGAUCAUCGAGGAGAUGCUCAAUGUCUUGGAACACUCGGAGAGCGACAUUAACUGCCACAACGAGCAUUGAUCUUGGGCCAGAAGACCCCCCCUUUUCUUCCUCACUGUUGCACUUCCAAAUCGUCCCGCCCUCCUUGCAGAUUCCGGGGUGGGGGGGGAGGAGGGGGGGUUGAAAGCAGCACACCCGGAAACAUCUACGGGGAGAAUUGGAAACUCCGCCUGUCGGGCGUGGCCUGUGGCUCCGAGAGCCGCCCCGUGAACUUCCUGUCCGAGUCGUCCGAGUCUCGGCAUCGCGGGGCGAACCGGCCAACUGACUUGGUUCCCUGCGGAGGAUACCCAGUGAAUCAAAGGAACAGGCAUGUCCGGAUGAGGGUCUGUCUCCCAGAAAAAUCCAGGAAUACCGGAGGUGGAAGACCGGGCCCUGAUUGCUCACCAAUCAUGACUCCCUUUAACUUUGUGUGUGCUGGUUCUACGUAAUUGCGUGGCCCUGAGCAGCAGGGGCCGGCGCCUCUGACUGCGGAGGCAAACGGAGCCCCUUCUCAAGAGCAGAUUAAAAACCCCAGGAAGGCCAUGGUAACUGAACGGAAGACUCUCGUGUUCUCGGUUAAUGUUCGGUGAUGGAACAAGUUCAGGGAGGAGAGCCCUUUCCGUCCCUCGAUCCGUUUCUCAUCUCAUCGAGAGGCUCGAGUCGGGAUUUUUUCGAAAAGAAAAAAAUGCCCUCCGUUGGAACGCUGCCUUUCGUGUGCUCUGUAACCAAGUACCUCCAUGUGCGGGGACGUCCCCCUUGUGGCCUCUUUCUGAGACUUGCGUUCACACCCUGGGGGGGUGCUGUACUUUAUCCUCUCCCCGCCUCCCUCCUAGUGCCUCAUGCCCCCGUGUACCUUAGAAAGUCAUGUGGCGUUCAUAUCCGUGUAGACUUUUCUGCUCUGCUGGGAAGCUGAGGACGUGAUGAUGAUUCGGUGUCCCCUCUUCUGCGGGCGACCACGCCUCCUGCGUGUGGUGGGCAGGAACUUCCCGGCACCCCUUCUGGGUGACUGUUGCCUGGAAGGGUGCCACUCAUUCAGCUCUGUGGAAAGUACACUGCACUUUUUAGCCACAUUUGUGGAGGGGGAGGGAUAUGCCCUGCCGGAAGUUGGGGCUGUGCAAACUUCACUCUAAACAGUAGGUAGCCGAAGCCGCUUUUGGUACAGUAGCUGGAUGGAGCUACGGUUGAAACCGUAGGCGGUAGAGUCACGUGACUCGAAAGUCCCCGUUCAAAACGGGCAGCCUGCCAAUCAGAAAUGUCUUUGCUGAAAGAGACCAGUUAAAGGAAACCUCUCGGAGCGUGCGCUUUCUUUAAAAGAAAUGUUUGUUGCUGUUCUGAUCCUUUUCUUUUUAUGAUUCUGCUUUAUUCUGCUUUUGUUAGUAACUCUCAUCCAGCUGCUUUGUGUUUCACGUGCUUAACCUUUGAAAGGUCGGUCGCCUGGGUGGGUUUCUGGGCCCGUAGCUGACACUUUUUGAAUUGGAUUUUAGCUCCGGCCCCGACCCAAGACUCCCGCGGGCCUCCAGAUCCCGAGCAGUUCUCAGGGGCGGGCUGCAAACCUCUUAUUGUUUCAUUUUUUUUGUAAUUUAUUAUAUUUAAUUUUUUUUUGUCCACGUGUUGGUGACAUCUGCACUUCUCUCUCUCUCUCCCUCUCCCGCUCUUUUUUUAAUUUUCGGCAACAUUUUGCAAUAUGUUUUGGAUUCUGCCAGCAGCUCGGACCGUCGCAUAUCCUGUGACGCAUCCCGAGGAGGGCUGCUUUAAAGAGAAGUUGUUUUGUGAAUUCUGGUAACAGGUGCUUUCAAAACAGGGCUCUGAGAUGUGGCCGGGGCAAAUUUUAUCCCUGCAAGUGAACGUCUUGACUAGAACCUCGAGUCCCAGUUUUUCACCAAGGGGAAGAAUAGCAGGGCAGAAGCCUCUCAGUAAACCUAACUGCAGGCCCUCAUCCCUGGGGGGUGACAGCACAGAGUAGAACACGACCCCUUUCUUGAAGCUGUGAAAAAAUGCUGGGGUUAUAUCUUAGGAAUGUUUCAGUAAGGGGCGGCCAGCCUAUGGUGCUCCAGAUGUUCAUGGACUACAAUUCCCAUCAGCCCCUGCCAGCGCAACGAGGGGUUGGUGCGAUGCGGAAGCCCAGGUGAGGUUCCCGAGGCAAUCUCUCUGUCAGAGAGACGACCCACCCUGCCCCCCGCCCCCAGCAAACUUCAGCGUUAGCUCCCAGAGCUGACCCCAAUGGAGCUUCUUUUGUGAAGAGGUGGCUACUCCCUGCGUGCCAUGUGGCAAAACACACCUGAGCCUCCGGUGCUCCAUGGUGUACAGAGCCAGGGCUCCUCAGCAAAGUGUGGCUCGUUUUUGGGGUGGCGCAGUCCACUGCCGACUUACCUGUGCCCUGACAGGGAUGGUGAGGUAAAGACCGUCAGCCAGGCUGAAGCCCAGAAGUUCCACAUCUCAUUCCGGAUUUGGAGCUGGGCCCCCCAGAUUCGAACCCCCAUUUCCUCUGCUACGCCAACUCACUGAGUGUCCUUGGGCUGUUUACCUCUUCUGGCCUGUCCUACCUCUCAGGGUUGUUGGGAGGAUAAGAGAAGGCUGUUGCAUAUCACUUGGAGGUGGAAGCGGGGUACAGCUAUCUAGGUCACUAUUAUAUGCAUCAGUUCAAGUAGUCAUGUGACUACUCCCCAAAGGUGUAUGGGGGGGAAUGGCGCCUGGGGACAAAACCGCUGGGCGUCCCCGUGGGUUGCAGAGCCCCGCCCCUGCGUAGCCCCGCCCCAUCAUUGGGACGUAGGCGGGGCCAAGAGAGGCCCAAAUCAGAUGAGAAGACUGAUUUUGUGCCCCCCCAGGUGACCAGAUUAGUUGCGCCCGGGGAGAUGGGUUACCCAAUGUCCCCAGGCAGAUACGCCUCGAUGCCUCCAGCUAGUUAUUGGAUGUUAGUCAAACAAACACUGACUAAGAGUUAUUGGAUGUUAGUCAAAAAAAACAGACCUUAUCACAAAGUAGUCCCUUGCGGGGUUGGGUCUGCUGAUUGGCAUUUCUCCUCCCAUGCACUGGAAACAACCUCCAAUUGCUUGUUCUGAUGUGGGGGAGGGGGUGAUCCCCCCCGCCCCCACCGGAUUCUUUCUGUGCUCUGCCCCUUGGACUUGCCAGCAGACCUCCAGUUGAAAUUAUUUCCAUAACGAACCUCUCUCUAGAGCAAAGUCCCCUCUUUGCUUUGGGAGUUAACAACAACUGAUGCAUGAAGGAACUGUUGGAGCUCUCCUUCCUGCUAACGCGUUUCAGGAUUAUUAUUUUUUUUCCUUUUGCUUUGCUUGAACAGUUUUUUGCAUCUUCUUGAGAACUUCUAUUAAAGCCUCGUCGCGGCUGCUUUUUUCUUAUUUUGCUAGCCAGAAAAUAUAAUUUAUUCUGUAAUCUUCUGGUUCUUACAAACACCUUUGAUUUAGGGGACAGCGGCUUCUCAAGCAGCUGAUAUCUUAAGUAGGAAGCACUUGUAUAUUUUUUAAGUUGCAUUAAACUCAUUUUAUUCUGUUAUAAA
Molecule: messenger RNA, 4213 nt
Organism: Sphaerodactylus townsendi
Lineage: Eukaryota; Metazoa; Chordata; Lepidosauria; Squamata; Sphaerodactylidae
Gene: PGPEP1
Product: pyroglutamyl-peptidase I
Exons: 5
Coding region: 112-741 (209 amino acids)
Biological process (GO): proteolysis
Cellular component (GO): cytosol
Molecular function (GO): pyroglutamyl-peptidase activity
Source: RefSeq, a predicted model, not a curated record